GAUAAAAUAAUAUUAACAAUUGUUAUUUAAUUUUGUUAUAAUAGAUCGUAGAUCUCAUUUAGUUCUCAAAAUGAAUUCCAAAGAAUUAACGCCAUUAAUUAAAAAAGAAAUUUUAUACGUAGGAAAGGAAUACAUUCCUUUAACUCCUGGAACGAGGGUUAAAUUUCAUUUUCAAACUAGAAGAUGUGACAAUAAAAAGCUAUUAGACGAUAGUCGUAAAAUAGAUCAACCUAUGAAAUUAGUUUUAGGUAAAAAAUUUAAAUUAGAAGUAUGGGAGGUUGCCGUCCAGAAAAUGGCCUUAAAUGAGGUAGCAAAAUUCACUGUUGACAAAUCGUUGGUUACCCAAUAUCCGUUUAUCUCAAAAACAUUAAGAGAUGUUAACAAAAAAGUUGAAGAAAGAAGACAUUGUUGUGGUAUGACAUUACAAAACGAAGGAAUCGGGUACGAAGAUUUGGAUGAAUUAUUUGCAAACCCUUGUGACCUAGAAUUCACUAUUGAAUUGAUAUCUAUUGAGUUGCCAGAACAAUAUCAGAAAGAACGAUGGCAAAUGACAGAUGAUGAAAAAUUAACAGCAAUCAAGGACCUAAGAGAAAAAGGAAAUGAUUUAUACAAAACCAAAGACAUAAAAAAUGCUCAAGAUUGUUACAUGCAAGCUUUGGGUAUGAUUGAACAAUUGAUGCUUAAGGAAAAACCACAUGAUACAGAAUGGCUUGAGUUAGCUGAAAUGAAGGUUCCACUUUUACUAAAUUUUUCCCAAUGUCGCCUUAUAGAUAAUGACUAUUAUGCUGUAAUUGAACACUGCAAUGAGGUUUUACAGUUGGAUCCUAAUAAUGUAAAAGCCUUGUUUCGUCGCGGUAAAGCCCAUUUGGGCGUAUGGAAUCCAGACCUAGCAAAGAAAGAUUUACAAAAAGCAGCUGAACUUGAUCCGGUACUUAAAAAUGUUGUGGCCAAAGAAUUAAAUAAUCUUGCUGCACAACAGAGAAAGCGAGAUGAAGAAGAUAGAAAAGAAUUAAAAAAAUUAUUUUAGUGUUAUUGUUGAUAGUUUAGCUAUGUAGUUAGUUUCUUAUUUUUUAUUUAUAUACACAUACAUGCUUAUCUACAUAAUAUUUGGAAUAUGUAAGUAUGUAACGUUUGGCAGAUAAAUGUAUAAGUACAAAAUUAGUUCUUAUAAUCGUGUGCAAUUUGUAUAUUUGCUUGUUUUCUUAUUUUAAGAAUAUAUAAAUGUAAUUUAUGUUAAACGGA
Condylostylus longicornis is the source of this 1242-nucleotide messenger RNA. RefSeq names its product AH receptor-interacting protein. Gene Ontology annotation, molecular function: protein binding; peptidyl-prolyl cis-trans isomerase activity. The transcript is spliced from 4 exons. Bases 71 to 1027 code for a protein of 318 amino acids. Lineage: Eukaryota; Metazoa; Arthropoda; Insecta; Diptera; Dolichopodidae. The record is from RefSeq and is a predicted model, not a curated record.